Strongylus vulgaris is the source of this 348-nucleotide messenger RNA. The record is from the annotation of a GenBank genome assembly. Lineage: Eukaryota; Metazoa; Nematoda; Chromadorea; Rhabditida; Strongylidae.
ACCUCAUGCUGCCCAAGAGCCCGUACUCCUACUGCACCCAGCAAUGAAGACGUUGGUGGAACUCCCAGCCAAGAAGUUGAAGGCAUAAUGCAUACGUUGGAAACGGUGCCAUCUAUCUCAAAAGCUACAGAAGCACAGGAGUGCAGAGAACAACGAAAUCAAUUAAGAGGCGACACUGAAAGCAAAUUCUCCCUCGUUAACGCCCACGUGAAUAUCGUUGUAAAUACCGACACUGAACAAGCAAUGGAAUCGCUUGAGGAGAUCUAUGAACUCAUAGAUCGAGCAUCAACAAUAAGAUUGCGCAGUUCUUUGUCGGAACCUCCCUUGCUGUUGACCAGAGAUUUCUGA